UAGAGCAAUUCAAUUCUAUUGCAUUUGUGUAUAUAUAAAUAAGUAGGUGGUGCUGCUCUAUCUCAAAGCUUCCCCUUGUUUAUGUGCAUAUUCUUUCUCUAUCUAUAUUAUCAUAAUGGGAAGGCAACCAUGCUGUGAUAAAGUUGGGUUGAAGAAGGGGCCAUGGACUGCAGAGGAGGACAAGAAGCUGAUCAACUUCAUCCUCACCAAUGGCCAAUGUUGCUGGAGAGCUGUCCCUAAACUUGCAGGCUUGUUAAGGUGUGGUAAAAGUUGUAGGCUUCGGUGGACAAAUUACCUCAGGCCAGACUUGAAAAGAGGCCUUCUAUCAGAAUAUGAGGAGAAAAUGGUCAUUGACCUCCAUGCUCAAUUAGGCAACAGGUGGUCUAAGAUUGCUUCACAUCUGCCUGGAAGAACUGAUAAUGAGAUCAAGAAUCAUUGGAACACCCACAUCAAGAAAAAGCUCAAGAAAUUGGGAAUUGAUCCUGUCACACACAAGCCACUCUCUAAUAAUACCACUGACCAAAAUCAAAUCAAACCAGAACAACCACCACUUCAAGAGCAAGAACAAGAUCAUCAUGAGUCUUCCAUACUUGUUGAACCUGAAAUUAAGGAGGCAGAGAAGCCUGAGGCAGAGGAUCAAUUCAUGACCCCACUGUUUGAAUCAAUGGACACAAUAAUGAUGAAUGGUUUUUGCACAGAUGAAGUUCCAAUUUUAGAACCUGAUGAGAUCCUUGCUCCAUGUGCUGGUGAUGCUUCUACUUCAUCAACAGCAACAACCACUUCAUCAUCAUCAUCAUCAUCAUCAUCUUCUUCUGAUUCUUAUUCAAAUAAUCCAUCAUCCAAGUUCCUUGAAGACCUUCUUCUCUCAGAUUCUGAGUGGUCCAAUGACAAUAACAACAACAACUAUAGCAGCAUGGCCUUAUGGGAUGAUGAUGACUUCAUUAGCAGUUUGGAUAUGCUUCUUAAUGAUGAUUAUUAUGACAGUGACAGAAAACAGCAGCAGCAACCUUUUGAUGCUUCACUGAAUCAGUACCCAAGAAUGAUCAUGGAUUCAUCAGAAUCUUGGGCUUAUGGCUUGUUUUGAUUGUAAUUUCAAUUCCCAUCCCCUUCUUCUUUUUCUAUUUAUUUCACUUGAUCACAGCUUACGUAUGUGCUUGUAAGUUGUUACAAAGAAUAAACAGUGAAACUGAAUCCCAAAUAGUUUGUUUAGUAAUUAGCAUAGAAUAUAUUAUCCACUUUCUUUUUCCCCAAAAAGAAGGGGAAAAGAAAAUCUGUAUAUGAUAGUGGAAACGUGUUGGUUUGUUGUUUCUUA
Messenger RNA from Arachis stenosperma, 1312 nucleotides. RefSeq names its product transcription factor MYB20-like. The coding region runs from base 116 to 1084 and encodes 322 amino acids. NCBI's taxonomy places the organism in Eukaryota, Viridiplantae, Streptophyta, Magnoliopsida, Fabales, Fabaceae. The transcript has 3 exons. The record is from RefSeq and is a predicted model, not a curated record.